This is a messenger RNA of Branchiostoma belcheri (Belcher's lancelet), 1396 nucleotides long. RefSeq names its product probable glutathione-independent glyoxalase hsp3103. The transcript is spliced from 6 exons. The record is from RefSeq and is a predicted model, not a curated record. Bases 423 to 1100 code for a protein of 225 amino acids. Lineage: Eukaryota; Metazoa; Chordata; Leptocardii; Amphioxiformes; Branchiostomatidae.
AUGUGCUUUUCACCUUGAUUAAGAUCACUGCAUUUGACAAUACAAUGACCAAACCAUGGCCAUUCUUACAUUUAUUUUACCGAUCUUUUACUUAAUUGUACUUGUUGCGGUCUCAAUGGAUCAUGAAUGUCGCUUGACGUGAACAGUACAAAAUUUUUUUCAAAAACAUGAAUCCGUCAAGUGACGUUCGUAUGUCCCAGGCGUGUCAAAUUUAUUAUUUGCUGUAUCAUGCUGAGUACAUUUGCCCAAGUAUCCAACACGUUGUCACUUACAAGUGCUCAGUACUGCUGAGUCAUAUCAAGUGAAUAGAAAGGUGUCAAAGGUUACCCGACAGGCCGCACCUGAAUAGCGUCCACCGUACCGCCCACAGCCUGCGACGCGAUAAGGUAUCACUAGGGAAACACUACAGAUAGUUAUCCAAGAUGGCGGUUCUGCUGGUAGUGACGGGACACGGACAGAUGGGUAACACGGGGAACCCCACCGGCUGGUACCUGCCGGAAGUCGCGCAUCCGUGGAAGGUCUUCACGGACGCCGGGCUCAAGGUCACCUUCGCCAGCCCCAAGGGCGGGAAGACGCCCGUGGACCCUUCCAGUGUGGAGGCGUUCAAGGCAGAUCCGCUCUGUGCGCAGUUCUUAGAGAACAAGAACGUCAUGGCCCAGCUGGACAGUACUACGUCACUGGCUGAUGUCAAACCAAGUGACUUCAAGGCCAUUUUCUUUGCCGGUGGCCAUGGUACGAUGUGGGACUUCCCUGAUGACGUCAACCUGCAGAAAGUGACGGCAGCCGUGUACGAGCAGGGCGGGGUGGUGUCAGCCGUCUGCCAUGGGCCGGCCGCGCUGGUGAACGUGAAGCUGUCUGACGGCAGCUACCUGAUCCAGGGCAAGAAGCUGACUGGUUGGACCAACAACGAGGAGACUGCCGUCAAAAUGAUGGAGGUCAUGCCCUUCCCCAUGGAGACCAAGCUCAGGGAGCGCGGCUGCGACUUCGUGGAGGCUCCGCUGUUUACAGAAAACGUGCAGGUGGCAGGUCGUCUUGUAACUGGACAGAACCCCGCUUCCGCCACAGCCACCGCAACGGCCUUGGUCAAGAUCAUCAAGUGAACAGCGACAUUAUGCGGGCUGCUCACGUACUGCACAUAGGGCGCACACGCUAGCUCAUGGAUAUCAUAACAUGUAUGCUGGGCUUACUUGCAUAGUUAAAUGCGAUGAUCGACAGUUUUGGUGAUAUUAUUAAUUUGGGUUAUAUCUAGAUCUCUUUCUUGAGAAUCUGAAAAUCUGAUGUUUCACAGGUAACGCUGCCUGACGUUUCACAGUUCAUGUAACGUUAGCUAUCUCCAUACACAGAUAUAACGCUACUUUAAUAUAAACAAUGAACAAUAAACUUUCGUCAAUCCUAA